This is a messenger RNA of Musa acuminata subsp. malaccensis (wild Malaysian banana), 1527 nucleotides long. Its product is annotated as adenine nucleotide transporter BT1, chloroplastic/amyloplastic/mitochondrial. NCBI's taxonomy places the organism in Eukaryota, Viridiplantae, Streptophyta, Magnoliopsida, Zingiberales, Musaceae. The record is from RefSeq and is a predicted model, not a curated record. Gene Ontology annotation, biological process: transmembrane transport.
CCCAACAGCGGGACGGACGACGGGGGAGAGGCACAGGAAGGGGUAGCGUCGGCUAAUCCCUUUCACCCGUCCCCCUCCUCGCUGCUAUAGCGCGAUGGAAGUUUUCCUUUACUCCCAACAGAGGGACGGACGACGGGAGAGAGGCACAGGAAGGGGUAGCGGCGGCUAAUCCCUCUCACCCGUCCCCCUCCUCGCUGCUAUAGCGCGAAUGGCGAGAUCGACCAUAUAGGGGGAUUAUCCUGGCUUCGAUCUCUCGAUGGCGCGACUCUUUGGAUUAUCCUGGUUUGAUUCCCCCUGCCCGAUUGUUUCGCGUGUAGCGUUGAGGAACGGCGGAUAAGAGGCUGCAACCGUUUGAGAAGAAGACUGAUGGGUUGUUCCUCCUACCCUUUCCAGAACUAAGCUUUUCAUGGAACCUCCAUGAGGGAUUCUACCCCACUGGUGGCUUGUUUGCGAGUGUUGGGCAGAUGGGAGUCGGUUUUGGGGUUUCUCCUAAUACUUCUAAUCCUACAAAUAACAGCGUUAACGUGUCAGGGACCAAUCUCUACAUGAAGUAUGUGUCGCCGGAGGUGAUCCGUGUUGCACCAAGCAAGGCGAUUGAGUUGUUUCCUUAUGAUACAGCUAAGAAGGCUUUGACUCCUAAGGAUGGAGAACAACCCAAACUUCCACUUCCCCCCUCACUUGUUGCUGGGGCCGUUGCUGGAGUCAGCUCAACCCUCUGUACGUAUCCAUUAGAGCUACUCACAACUCGACUAACCAUACAGAGAGACGUCUAUGACAAUCUUUUACAUGCUUUAUUGAAAAUCAUACAAGAGGAAGGUCCGUCGGAGCUGUACAGAGGUCUCACUCCGAGUCUUAUAGGGGUCGUGCCGUAUGCUGCCACCAACUACUUUGCAUAUGAUACCCUCAAGAAACUUUACAAGAAGACCUUCAACACGGAUGAUAUAGGCAACGUUGCCACACUUCUGAUUGGUUCAGCAGCUGGAGCCAUAUCGAGCAGUGCCACUUUCCCACUUGAGGUUGCUCGGAAGCAUAUGCAAGUCGGAGCUGUCGGUGGUAGGUAGGUGUACAAGAACAUUCUACAUGCUCUCCUGAGCAUACUGGAAAAGGGAGGGGUUGGGGGUCUUUACAAAGGGUUGGGGCCAAGUUGCAUGAAGUUGGUGCCUGCUGCAGGCAUCUCAUUCAUGUGCUACGAGGCGUGCAAGAAGAUCUUGAUUGAUGAGGAAGAUGCAUGACUCCAAUGCAUUCUCAUCGUAUAGAGUAUGGAACCAUUCAAAGUGAGAUUUCAACCUGUCUCACUCGGCAAGUUUUCUUUGAUUGCAGCUCUUCGGAAUCCUAAUGCAGCUGCCAGGGACAUUUAGAUUCUCACAUGUAGCUGUUUCUUAAUUUCUUCGUGCUUUUUAAUGUAUUUUAUUUUUCCUGAGAACCCAUUGGAAGGGUAAAUAUGAUAUUUGAAAUGUUAAGGUUGAUGCUGGAAAAUUCUACUGGAGACAAUAAAAUUAGAUUUCAAUGUUAAGGAUUUUGAUAUUA